CCUCUCGCCACCAUCGUGAAGGCGUCAUUCUGGCGGCCCUUCCUAUCUGUCUUUCAUACGCGAGAUGCAAUAACAGUGAUCUUGCAGUAUUUUUCAAGCCAUCUCAAUGACACGGCCGCCCUAAUGCCCGGGAGUCGACGCCCUAGCUUACCAUCCUCAUACGAUUCUUCUGCUAUAGAUGGUGCAAUAUCAAGAUCUUUGAUCAGUAGAAACGUGAAUGAUGCAAAGCCGGGCUCUGCGUAUCCAACGUGACUUAUGAAUGUCUGCGGGGCCCAAGAUCCGACACGUGUAGGCAACAUGUCCUACUGGGGUUCUCUUGCUGCAUGUAAAUGCGAACCAUGUCCUUCCAAUAGCCCCACAUCCACAUCCCCAGACAAUACCCAUGUCCCCCUUCACAGUCUUUGACCCGGCUCACAAAAUCAAACAACUCUUCUGGAUCUUCCGUCGUUCGAGUCGGAGGCAGAAGACAUUUCAGCGCGCAGACCCGGUUGAACCGCCGUCAGCCGAGCUAAAAUGUAAACAAGAUCGUCAUGAUACGUCGCUUAAUGAGCCGGCUAUGUUUGCUGUUGAUACAGCAGCUGUGUGCGUUUGGGAUGACGUUUACUGUUCAAAUGGGGAUGAUAACGACGAGGAGGGCGAAUACUAUAUACUAAGGGCCCAGAAUACGCUCUUCAAGGUACGAAGAUCUAUUCUGGCGCGAGAUGAUUCAGCCUUCCAAAGCUUGGAGUCAUUUCGAUGUAGCUGGAAAUACGGCCACUCGCCUGUCAUUAGGGUCCCCGAAAGUGCUGAUAAACUUCGGGACCUACUGUGGGCUUUGCAUCACCUAGAUCCACACAACCCCUACCUCGCUCAUGGCCCAUCUAUAUUUUUUCUCCUAAACAUUGUCGAGCUAUCCAGCAAAUAUCGCUUCCCCUCCUUUGAAUCCUGGGCUGCCGAUCAGCUGUACAAAAUGCUGCAGGGAACAGCACUUCCAUUCUCUCUCGUAUUAACAUCAUCCUCUCGUUCAACAUCCUCCUCUUCCAUGACCCUCACCGAGAACCUGUCAGAGCCACUGAACAUGGAUUCGAUCUGCAUUCGACUUCUCGACAUUUCCUUUACUUCUCGGUUUGAGUCCCUAUUUCCUCUCGUGAUACGAAAGAUUGUAACCCGGACCUUGUGGUACGGCUACCAUCCUGGGGAGACUCUCGUUCGGACCAUACAAGGCCUUUCGGUCCGUCGGUCCCGCUUCAAACCCCACCUACGCCACCUCUUAGGGGUUGUCUACUACCGGAUGCUAAUAGAUCUCCCAUGCUUCUCGACAUCCGGGGGAGGUGUUAUUUUCCCGCGUUCGAUGGAUAUCGAACUGCGGAUGUGUUUCCUCUCGGCGCACGACUCGCUUACUCGUAUGUGGGCGAGAAUGCGGUCAUCGCUGUCCCCCAUUGGAGGGCCCGAGUCCGUCUUUCCCAACCCACAUGCAGGAUGCAAGGAAAUGUGGGAUUAUUACUGGACGGAAUCAGCUCGACGAGCGGAGCAGUCGAGCUCGGGCCGGAGGCGGAAUCCAACCGACGUUUUGGGGUUGCUGAAGUCGACGAUGAUCAUGGUGCGGAAAGUUGUGGCGGACUCGCCGUCGGUGUGUUUGGAGUGUUCUUUGGCUGGUCUAGAGGCGGUGGACAGGGUGCGGGAUGGGAUCAUCAAUAAUCUGAGUGACUUGUUCGCGUAUUGUUAGAGCUGGGACGGUUUGGACGACUUGUAUUUGUACUAAUCUCGCUUACCACUCCUUUAGUCGGUCGAGCAGGACGUGAAAUGCGAUCCUUGGAGGAUCAAACUGUAUUUCUGACUAUGAAUGACGCUGCAAAUAAUGUUCCUUUGUCUCCAUAUUCACACUGUAUACCUUCUCUUUUCCGUGUAACCAUGUCUUACAUUUUGUAUGCCACAUAUGAUAACUUGCGUCAAGAAGGAACGCGAUUUAAGAAGUAUUAGGAAUGUUUCAUAUAUUAAAUAAAAGCAGUUGACC
Guyanagaster necrorhizus is the source of this 1993-nucleotide messenger RNA. RefSeq lists its product as uncharacterized. Bases 383 to 1705 code for a protein of 440 amino acids. Lineage: Eukaryota; Fungi; Basidiomycota; Agaricomycetes; Agaricales; Physalacriaceae. The transcript has 3 exons. The record is from RefSeq and is a predicted model, not a curated record.